Messenger RNA from Passer domesticus (house sparrow), 1041 nucleotides. RefSeq names its product zinc finger protein 239-like. Gene Ontology annotation, biological process: regulation of transcription by RNA polymerase II. Lineage: Eukaryota; Metazoa; Chordata; Aves; Passeriformes; Passeridae. Bases 1 to 1041 code for a protein of 346 amino acids. The transcript is spliced from 7 exons. The record is from RefSeq and is a predicted model, not a curated record. Gene Ontology annotation, molecular function: DNA-binding transcription factor activity, RNA polymerase II-specific. Gene Ontology annotation, cellular component: nucleus.
AUGGCUGAAUUUUACAUCCCCAAACCACUGCCAGAUGGAGAAGAAGGCUGCGAGGAAGAGGAAGAUGUCCCAGGACCACCAGACAGGAAGCUGAGGACGGAGACCGGAGAGGACAAAUCUCCACAGCAGAACCUCGUGGAAGAAGCAGUUUUGAAGGACUCCAUGGCACAGGAAUCGAACAGGGAGAUGAUCGACACCGGGGAAUGGGCCUACGAGUGUGGGGAAUGUGGGAAGGGCUUCAGCUACAGCUCAGAACUCGUCAGGCACCAACGCAUCCACACUGGGGAGAGGCCCUAUGAGUGUCCCCAGUGUCAGAAGAGGUUUCAGACCAGCUCCAAUCUCCUCCUGCAUGAGCGGAUUCACACAGAUGAGAGGCCCUUCCACUGCUCUGACUGCGGGAAAGGCUUCAACAGCAACUCCAAUCUCAUCAGACACCGGCGCAUCCACACUGGGGAGAGGCCUUACAAGUGCACCCAGUGUGGGAAGAGCUUCAGGUGCAGCUCCAGCCUGAUUGUGCACCAGAGGAGCCACACUGGGGAACGGCCCUAUGAGUGUGAUCAGUGCAGGAAGAGGUUUCAGAGCAGCUCUGAUCUCCUCAAGCACCAGCGCAUCCACACUGGGGAGAGGCCCCAUGAGUGUGAGGAAUGUGGGAAGAGCUUCAGCCGGAGCCUCACCCUGAUCCAGCACCAGAGGACCCACACUGGGGAACGGCCCUACGAGUGUGGGGAGUGUGGGAAGAGAUUCGGACAUCGCGCCAACCUCCUUGUCCACCAAAAGAUCCACACUGGGGAGAGGCCCUACGAGUGUGCCGAGUGUGGGAAGGGGUUUCGGAUUAGCUCUGAUCUCCUCCAGCACUAUCAGAGUCACACACAGGAGAGGCCCUUCUGCUGCCCCGACUGCGGGAAGGGAUUCAAGCGCAACUCCAACCUCGUCACCCACCGGCGCAUCCACACUGGGGAGAGGCCCUACGAGUGUCCCCAGUGUGGGAAGAGCUUCUCCUGCAGCUCUCGCUUGACCCAGCACCAACGGAGGCACCGGUGA